GCGAGGAAAGAUGUUCACGGUGCUGACCCGCCAGCCUUGCGAGCCAGCAGGCCUCAAGGCGCUCUCCCGCACGCCAGCCAUCAUCGCCUUGGUGGUCCUGAUUGUGAGCGUUGUGGUGAUCGUGGCUAUCACACUCAUCCAGAUCCACCAGAAGGAGGUGCUCCUCCCAGGACUGAAGUAUGGAAUCGUCCUCGAUGCCGGGUCUUCCAGAACCACAGUCUACGUGUACCAGUGGCCAGCAGAGAAAGAAAAUGAUACCGGGGUGGUCACCCAGACUUGCAAAUGCAGUGUGAGAGGCUCUGGGAUCUCCAGCUAUGGGAGAAACCCCCAGGAUGUCCCCAAAGCCUUCGAGGAUUGUAUGCAACAAGUCAAGGAGCAGAUUCCCGCCCACCAGCACGGAUCCACGCACAUUUACCUGGGCGCCACGGCGGGGAUGCGCUUGCUGAGGUUGCAAAAUGAAACAGCAGCUAAUGAAGUCCUUGCAAGCAUCCAAAACUACUUCAAGUCCCAGCCCUUUGAUUUUAGGGGUGCUCAAAUCAUUUCUGGGCAAGAGGAAGGGAUAUAUGGAUGGAUUACAGCCAACUAUUUAAUGGGAAAUUUCCUGGAGAAGGAUCUAUGGCACAUGUGGGUGCAUCCGAAUGGAGUGGAGACCACAGGUGCCCUGGAUUUAGGCGGUGCCUCCACCCAAAUCUCCUUUGCGGUGGGAGAGAAGGUGGAGCUGAACACCAGUGACAUCAUGAAGGUGUCCCUGUACGGCUACGUGUACACACUCUACACACGCAGCUUCCAGUGCUACGGCCGGAACGAGGCCGAAAAGAGGUUUCUGGCGAUACUCCUUCAGAAUUCCACCACCGAAACCAAUGUCAGCAACCCCUGUUACCCUCGGGGUUACAUCACCACCUUCCCCAUGGGCCACCUGUUUGACAGCCUGUGCACGGAGGAUCUGAGGCCUGGAGGUUAUGCCCCCGAUGAUAUCAUCACUUUCGAAGGAAGCGGGGACCCACUACUGUGUAGGGUGAAAGUGGCUUCCCUCUUCGCCUUCAAAGCUUGCCAUGACCAAGAAGUCUGCUGCUUUGACGGGGUUUAUCAGCCGAAGGUUAAAGGACCUUUUGUGGCCUUUGCGGGAUUCUUCUACACAGCCAGUGCUCUAAACCUCUCGGGCAGCUUUUCCCUGAACGCUUUCAACUCGAGCACCUGGGACUUCUGCUCCCAGCACUGGAGUCAGCUCCCACGGCUGCUGCCCCGGUUUGACGAGCUGUACGCCCGCUCCUACUGCUUCUCGGCCCACUACAUCUACCACCUGCUCGUACACGGGUACAGGUUCUCCGAGGACACCUGGCCCCAGAUACAUUUUAAAAAAGAGGUGGGAAAUAGCAGCAUAGCCUGGUCUCUCGGCUACAUGCUCACCCUGACCAACCAGAUCCCAGCUGAAAUCCCCCUGAUCCGCCUGCCCAUGAAGCCUCCUACCUUUAUGAGCAUCCUCGCCUUCUUCACGGGAGUGGCCCUGCUGUGCCUCGCCUUGCUGGUGUACCUGUAUGCGACAUCCAGGAAUCAGAGGCGCUCCCGGCAUGCCUUUGACCACACAGUGGAUUCCGAGUGAGCCUUGCGAAGCAGCCGCUGGAGCCCAAGGGUUGCCCAGGUCCAGCUGGGUGGCAACGGCCAAUGCCAGUGAAAUGCCCAUCUGCUGGAAACACAACUACAGUCAAAUACUUAGGUCGUGUGCCUCUCAGAUACUGAUGUUUGCCAAAGCACCUUAACUGUUCUGUGCACACUGGGCCUCCAGAGACCCCACUACCCACUGUUCCUCCUGGGGAACAGAGGAGAGACAGGCCAUCAAGGCCAGGCUCUUAUUCCAGUGCCCCAGAGGAAGAGGAAGCUGAGAAUGGGACAGUUCAGUGUUGGAGAAUUGACCUCAGGGCUCAUGUUGCAUUCUGUCCCCUCAGAGGCCACCUUCCUCCUGGCAGGUUUGGAAGCUGGCAGACGCCCACUAAGCCUUUGGUCCAGUCAGAUAUCUCGUCGUAUGGCUCCUGCCCCUUGGUCCUUCACUGGGACUUUCCUUUAGCAAUCCCAUAAACAUUGAGCUCCCCCAGAUUGCUAGAAUAUAGUAUGUGGGGGAGAAGACUCCUUGACGCCCAAGGACAGUGACCACAGCCAGCUUCUGUCGUGCAGGCAGACCUGAAAGGCAGAGGUGCACUGGAAACCUGCUGGCCAUUCCCCAAGCGGGAUUCUGGUCAUUAGAUGGCAGCUGGCAUGUGUGCUGUUAUCUCCCCCUCCCCUUCACAUCGUGCUUGUCGUCCUGUGAAACAUUUACUCCUAGAGAGGGUAUUGUGUUCCAGAGCUUUUUGCCUUUGCUAGGCUUUUGUUUCGGGCUAUCUUUCCAGUGGUAGUAUGGCGCAUAUAUUUUGUACACCGUUCCCACAGGUAUACUCGAUGCUGUCACAAAACAUCCUGUUCUAUGAUUUGCUUACCACUUACUUUCCUAGAUGGUAGACCUCGCUGCACAGUAGCCAUAGUUCUUGACUUCAGGGAAAGAAAAGGAAGCUGCAGGGACAUCUAACUCCAGAGUGGGGUAGGAAAGAACUCCAGCAUGUCCAAUGGCUACAAACUAAAAAUCAACAUGAUUGCAGAUUGUUGUUUGCUAGCUCAACGUGGAAUAAAGGACUCUUAUUGUGA
This is a messenger RNA of Miniopterus natalensis, 2673 nucleotides long. RefSeq names its product ectonucleoside triphosphate diphosphohydrolase 3 (gene ENTPD3). The record is from RefSeq and is a predicted model, not a curated record. NCBI's taxonomy places the organism in Eukaryota, Metazoa, Chordata, Mammalia, Chiroptera, Miniopteridae. Gene Ontology annotation, cellular component: plasma membrane. Gene Ontology annotation, molecular function: ribonucleoside triphosphate phosphatase activity; UDP phosphatase activity; GDP phosphatase activity. Gene Ontology annotation, biological process: nucleoside diphosphate catabolic process.